This is a messenger RNA of Cladophialophora carrionii CBS 160.54, 192 nucleotides long. RefSeq lists its product as uncharacterized. NCBI's taxonomy places the organism in Eukaryota, Fungi, Ascomycota, Eurotiomycetes, Chaetothyriales, Herpotrichiellaceae. Bases 1 to 192 code for a protein of 63 amino acids. The record is from RefSeq and is a predicted model, not a curated record. The transcript is spliced from 3 exons.
AUGUCUACGGGCUACGCGAAACAAACCAGAGGUGCGGCGACCAGGGAGAACUUCCGCAAUGCAGCACGGCGCGAGUUCCGCAAGAACCAAGCUGUUGACAAAAAGGACUUUGGCGCUGUCGAGGCACUGAUCAGGAUGGGGUUUCGGAAACUCGAGCUGUACUCGUCGCCUGGGGUCAAAGACAUUCACUGA